Molecule: messenger RNA, 2612 nt
Organism: Trichomycterus rosablanca
Lineage: Eukaryota; Metazoa; Chordata; Actinopteri; Siluriformes; Trichomycteridae
Exons: 9
Coding region: 65-1330 (421 amino acids)
Source: RefSeq, a predicted model, not a curated record
UAUUAUUUACUUUGUAAAGUUCGGAUCAUGUUCAAUCAUUUUGUUGUGCACAAGCUUUGCCAGCAUGGUGACCCCGAGUGGUGAUGAACAACUAGACGAGGCUCACUGUUUAUGGGCCCUCUGUCAACACCCGUGCUGCUGGGAAACUGAGCAUCGGAUUGCCGAGGGCAAUUACCGCCGCAUAGUCAAAGUGUCCUCAAAGUGUCCAACUUCUGUUGUUGAAGAGAGUUUGCCAUCUCUGACUGUGGUAAAUGUUUCUGAAUGGGCUGGCAAGACGAAGCUAUCUAAAGAAAAACCAUUGUAUAAAGCUGUCAACUCUGAAUCUGGAGCAUCCCUGCACAGAACAUCCUGCCUCCCUGUACCUCAACAAAAAGAUAUUUCACCAAGGAUUAAAAUCACAAAUCCAUCUUUCCCACCAAUCAGCUCCUCAGUCUCUUCAUUUAAAUACAAUGGCAUCAAUAAAAAAGUUGCAAAAUUACACAAAGCUCAGAUCAGCCCUCCGAUUGGCUCCAAGUCACCAUGGGGACUAGGCUCUGUGGUCCUCUGGAUCCCCAACCCUAACUGUAUUCCUGAGCCUUGUGCCCCAAAAAGUUCAGAGUCUUCACAAUAUUCUGUAAAGGAUUUAACCUGCCUUCCAGCCUUCCCAAUACAAACAACAGUGAAAUGCAAGACUCAAGGAAGAAAGAACAAAAUGUGGUUUAAGCAUACCUGUUCGUCUAGGACUGUUCACUCCAGGGGACAGAAGGAGUCGAAGGGAUCAGUCUCGCCAAGUCGGAGCACUGCUCCUUCCAUUGAGCCAGACAGAGCCAAUGAAGAAAGAGUUGCUACCAUGGGUGAACCUGAACUCCAGACAGAGAGCAGUUUAUUUUUGCUAACGAAGAAACACAUUAUCUUGCACAACAUCCAGGAAAGGGGGGGCAGAAGGGUGAACAAGGACACAGCAACUCCUGCCUUCAAACUGGACAGCAGGACAGGUGGGGAGAGCAUUGACUGGGACAGUCUGAGGAGGCAGGUAUACCUGUGGAGGAAGCAUCAUGUCUCUCAUCAUAAAGAGUUCAGGGACAGACACAGUCCACCAAGAGGUGCCAGUGUACCUCAGGAGAAUGCUGCCCCAUGCUCUGCUCAUAAAAUGAGUCCAACUAAGACACCCUGCAGUAUUCUGUGUUCAGGUGUAAGGUCAGUGGUCCCAGUUGCUUACACCUCCAUAGAGAAGUCUAAUCCCAGUCCUAACUCUAAUCUGGCCUCGACAAUCAUUAGUGGAGCGGUCAAACCCUGGACCGGGAGCAGUACCACACAAUGUCUAUGUAUUUCCUCAACAUCCCUCAGAUAGCCACAAACACAAAAUGACAUUAUUUUCAAAAGGAGUUUCACCACAAAGCAAGCUCUACACAGAUCCAGAAAAUCCAGUGGCCCACACAGAGCCCUGACCUCAGCCCCACUGAACAGCUUCGGAAUGAACUGGAACAUUGAUUGAGGCUUUCUUGACCAACAUCAGUGCCCAGCCAUAUAAAUGCUCUUUUAACUGGACAGGCACACAUUCCCACAGACAUACUUCAAAGUCUUGAGAGAAGCCUUCUUAGGAGAGUGAACUAACAUGUACUUACAUGUUAUAGCUGAAAAGAUCACAUAAAGGUUGCUCGAUUUUAAUACCAUUUGUUUUUUAAAUAGAAUGUCCAACAAGCUUAUUGUCAGUGUCCAAAUACUUUCAGCCAUAGUGUAUUUUAGAACAACCUAUUAUGUUAGUAGUUAAUCAUUCUGUUUUAACCAACUUAUGAGGUAAAGUGUGUUGGAAUUUGGUAGCUGUGAAAAACCACAAGCAAUUAAGUACAUAGUUAUUUUUAUUGGCAGCGAAUUGUAGUCCGAGAACAUAUGGGAGAAUAUCCAGUCCACUCAUAAAAUUUGACUUUGUAGGUCUACAGUUACUCUGCCCACCCUCUUUCUAUCAGUGAAAAUGGACCACCACUAAUGAGAUAUUUUUUGGAUGGUGGAUCAUUCCCAGUACAGCAGUGAUGUUGACAUGGUACUGACAUGGUAGUGGUUCUGAUUAAUGCCAGAUGCACUGAGGAUUGUUAAGGCCAGGUGUAUUGAGCUGCCCUAUGACGCUGGAUGACAGCCGAUGUCCUGAACACGCACAGCAAGUGCAUUUCCAUUUCCUCCACAGCUAUCAUCAUGGUAACACACUCGUACACAAAAAUCCACAGCUGCACUGUCCAGCCUAGGUCACUUCUCACACCCGGCCCCUGUCCCAAUGCCAGAGAACCUGCAGUCCCACCAUAGACACAACUUACACACACACACACAAAUUUUAGGCUUUUUCCAAGUACAUAGCUUGAGAGAAUUAUGUGUGUUUGAGAGAAAGCAGGGCUUUCUCUGUGAGAAGACAUUUCCACAACCGAUGCCCAAAACUACACAAACUGCUUCAUGUGGUCGGGGUUUUCACCUCUACCUGUCCCAUCCUGGCAACAACAACAAGGUCUUCUUUCCACCAUAGGAAACACCACUGCAUUGACAACCCGGAGAGUCCAAACAAGGGAACAAAAGAAGAACUUGCUUAGAACCGAUGUAACAAAUUAGGAAGUUUUGUAACAUAAAAUUAAUAAAAGUUGACAGUU